Struthio camelus australis is the source of this 4165-nucleotide messenger RNA. Lineage: Eukaryota; Metazoa; Chordata; Aves; Struthioniformes; Struthionidae. The record is from RefSeq and is a predicted model, not a curated record.
CUUCCCCAAAAAGUGCCCUCUUUGGAAACCGCCCCGACGGGUGGAACGCGUCCCCUUUGCUCAAAACCCUUCGUCCCCUUCUGCCUUGAGCUUUGACUUCAGCGUUGCUUCCUGCGGCUUAAAAACGGGCAGACUAAAAAGAGCUCGUUGUGACCUUAAGUCUGUGCACGUGUGUCUGGUGCCCGUACCAGGCUUCCUAAGAAAGCGAAUUCUUGUCUGACUUUUUCCCUUGUUCCCACGCGGACCUCUUGAAGGCCUUGCUCUGUAAACCCGCCUCAUUUUUCCGUUGAGUUAUUGGGAAUUUGAAGCAGGCGAAGAAUCGCAGCGUUGAAUAAAAAGCUCUGUGGCUGGGUGUUUUGGCUUGGCCUCGCCGUAGGCCGAAUCUUGUGUUCGCGCGUCGGCGCAGACAGAAGCAGCGCUCGUUUUUCCUGCAGCACAGAUUCCCGCUCGGUUUCAAGCCUCGCCCUGCCUUGGUUGUUAAGACGGAAAGGUUGGCUCUCAUGAUCCGUGCAGGCCUGCUUCAGUUGCAGCGCUCGUGCAUAGUGACAGCGUUUGGGACUCGGCCAAAGAUAAUGAGUUAAUUUCCUUUCAGAUUCUUCUAGGAGAAACGUAGGAAAUUCUAAAUUCCGAUGUAAUGUUUGUCUUAGCCUGUUGUCUUAAAGUAACUGAUUUAAAAGAAGAAGGCGACCUAUGAAUUAUGCCCCCAGUGAUGGUAGUUCUUCUCAGCACUCGAAUUAAAGUAGUGGAUGAGUAUUGAAUGUAUGCUGGCUUCUUCAUAUAAUUGCCUCUGCAUUUUGAGCUUUUUCAUUGGACUUGCAUGUCGAAAUGCUGGAGUUUCCAGCCUGUGACAUAUGCACUGCUAGUAGGAAUGCAAGGCACGCAGACCGAGGGAGCCGGGAUCUGCUGCUUGUUACAGUGGUGCUGAGAGCUUCUGCCAGGGUUGAUGAUGGCUGGUCCCAACAAAAAAGGUUUAUGGGCUCCCGCUUUUCAGUGCGCGCUCACUACCAGAAACUCAGCUUUCCAAUCUCUAGACAUUGAAAGUGAUUCAUGACACCUUAUGGUGCUGCAAUAUCCUUUACCAUUAGUCCAUUGAGAUCCGGUUAGUUACACUGCAGCUGGGUACAGUAGCAUGCUUAAGGAACGGCUCGACCCAGAAGACGGCUGUUAUGGAGCAGCCCCUCCCUCACUGAAGAGCACUGAGUUGGGAAAACACAGUUUUUAAUUGACUUAAACUUCAAACGUUCAGGUCCGCUGGCGUCUGAGCGUGGCUUUGCUUGUAUAUCAGCUGCCGAACAUGGAGGCGGUCAAAGGACAGCUACAGUGACUUCCUCAUCUCCUGCCCGUUUCUUAGGUGAUGAAUCUGCAGAGAGAAUGUGACUUGUAAAUUAUACGAGGUGGUAUUGCGCAAGCAUUGCAGUUCUGUUCGGCCCGUUUCGUAUAGUUAUGGCAAGUCUUUGUAAGAAUACGUUCUUGUGUGACCUUCAGCAUUAAUGUGGCAUAUGCUCUUGUUUAGGCAUUUGGUUUUCGUUUAGCUAUGUCUUUGUAUUUCAGGGUUUUUCAAAGCUGUCUCAAUUGUGUAGGUCCUCACCGGAUGUGUCUUUAUUCUAUUAAAUAUGGAAUUAUUGUGGUUAAACUUUCUUCCGUGAAGAAAGUUUAUUCAGUCUUGGCAACUUGCUUAUCAUUUAAAGAUACAGCAGUUCCUUGCUAACAUCUGUUUUGGAAGCACAUAGCAUACGUUCAGUGUUAAUUAUGCUCUCUUAUUUCAAGCUGAAGCGAAGGGAGUCACAUUUUACCAUCUCUCUUUUUCCUUAGCUAGCCUUUCUUGCCCUCUGCUGUGCUAUUCAGCUUUUAGCAUUGGAUCAAGAAGCUCAUUCUCACAUUGAACAGGAGCUAGUUGUACCUUGAAGGCUUUGAGAUAAAUAUUAACUAAUUUCUUAGUUGUGGAGGAGGAAGGAGAGCCUUGCAGGCUUACUCAGACGCUGCAGGAAAUCAUCUUGUAGUUUUAGGAAUGAAAGUGAUGAAAGACAACAUUGUGAUAGGAAAAUCGAGCCAAGGAACUGCAGAGUCUGAUGUUUGUGCUGUCUCUGACUUACUGUCGACUAAAUCCCUGGUAUGUUCCAGACACUUAGAGGAGGAAGAAUGGAAAGCUGCCUCUUAUCAUAAACUGGAUGGCUUCUACGGUGAGCCUGGGUAAAGAAUCAUUAUUGGAAGAUGGAAUGCCACCUACAAAAAAGCCCAGGAAGCUGUUGCCAAGCCUGAAAACCAAGAAGCCUCGGGAGCUUGUUUUGGUGAUUGGGACAGGAAUUAGUGCUGCAGUUGCUCCCCAAGUCCCUGCGCUGAAGUCUUGGAAAGGGUUAAUCCAGGCCCUCCUGGAUGCCGCUAUUGACUUUGAUCUUCUGGAAGAUGAAGAGAGCAAAAGGUUUCAGAAAUGUCUCCAUGAAGACAAGAACUUGGUUCAUGUUGCCCAUGACCUUAUCCAAAAACUGUCUCCGCGCACAAGCAAUGUUCGCUCAACAUUUUUCAAAGACUGUUUAUAUGAGGUGUUUGAUGACCUGGAAUCUAAAAUGGAAGAUUCUGGGAAACAGCUGCUUCAGUCUGUGCUGCACUUAAUGGAAAAUGGGGCACUGGUAUUAACCACAAACUUUGAUAACCUGCUGGAACUGUAUGCAGCACACCAGGGGAAGCAUCUGGAGUCUCUUGACCUUACUGAUGAAAAAAAGGUGCUGGAAUGGGCGCAGGAGAAGAGGAAGCUCAGCGUCCUGCACAUCCACGGUGUUUACACAAAUCCUAGUGGAAUAGUGCUGCAUCCGGCUGGCUACCAGAACGUACUGCGCAACACUGAGGUUAUGCGAGAGAUUCAGAAGCUGUAUGAAAACAAGUCAUUCCUGUUCUUGGGCUGUGGUUGGACUGUUGAUGACACCACGUUUCAGGCCCUGUUUUUAGAAGCUGUGAAGCACAAGUCAGAUCUGGAGCACUUUAUGCUCGUACGGAGAGGAGAUGUGGAUGAGUUUAAGAAGCUUCGUGAGAACAUGCUGGACAAAGGGAUUAAAGUGAUUUCCUAUGGAGAUGAAUAUACAGACUUACCCGAGUACUUUGAGAGACUGACGAGCGAGAUCUCCAUGCGGGGUCGAACAGGUACAGGGGUUACAGGCUAUGUUGGAUGGUCGUACGUGUAUAUCCACGGUCCCAGCACUUACCUCAGGGAUCCUGUCGUACGACAGCACAGCAAGUUCUCGAAUGUUACUGUAGAGUUUAAGCUGAUUGUAGACAGUAUCAACACCUCCCUUUUCUCUAUAUUAUUAUUUCAUUAAGCUUUUUUUUUUUUUCCUCCAAAAUUGGCUGCGCGUGUAGUUGGACUUUGGGUUUACUUUCAUGCAAGUUUAAUCGCUGCAUGUUCCUAUAGCUAAAACAGCCCUGCUGCUUCCCACACAUCCAGACAUAAUUUUUACUGUGAAAUUGGACUUUUUUACUUCCUUUCCACAGAAAGGAAAGGGUAUUUCAGUCCAGUCGUUUGGUCUAAGUGACCUGCAUGCUACUCAGACCGAGCUAAUGCUUUAACAUGUAAGAGGUCUCACCAAUAAAUCUUAAAAAGCAGGGGAAAAAAUUAAUUUGCUAGCCAUAGCCUUGCUGGCAUGUGUUCUGAAUGUAAAACCCAGCCAGGCACACUUGUCAUGUGAGACUGCUGAGCGCUGAAGUGCUACAUUUGGAUUCCUGGCACUGAUCAAUCCUGACGCGCUCUCAGCAGCUCCCUUUGCUAUUUAAAACAAGCUGGAAGCAGCCCUUGUGAUCUGCUCUCUGCCCAGCUCCAAGCAAGUGCCACUUAAGGUAACUAACACCUCUGUCUUAAUCCUAUCAGGGCAGGGCUGGCACUGCGGGGCUCUGGCUGUGAGAAGGGCAGGGAGGAUGCUGGCGCGCAGUGCUUUUGCCUUGUGGGGUGCCCUGCUCUCUGCCUGCGGUGCAAGCGUAGGAGCUCCCCUUCUCUGAAGCGUCACCUUCCAGGAGGCACAAGGGUUCGGUGCUUCUGGUGCUUUCUUGCCUUUCUGCAUGGUAGUUACCCUCUGCUCUCCCCCAGGUGUGCCUAAAGAGGGACAACAGCUGAAUGGCUCUGCUGCUGCCCAUGCUGAGAUAAAAGGUAAGACUUGUGCCUGAGCUUAGCGAGCUAGAG